This is a messenger RNA of Colletotrichum destructivum, 2095 nucleotides long. RefSeq names its product Putative uridine kinase, AAA+ ATPase domain, phosphoribulokinase/uridine kinase. The transcript is spliced from 10 exons. The coding region runs from base 496 to 1866 and encodes 456 amino acids. Gene Ontology annotation, molecular function: ATP hydrolysis activity; ATP binding; uridine kinase activity. The record is from RefSeq and is a predicted model, not a curated record. Gene Ontology annotation, biological process: pyrimidine-containing compound salvage. NCBI's taxonomy places the organism in Eukaryota, Fungi, Ascomycota, Sordariomycetes, Glomerellales, Glomerellaceae. Gene Ontology annotation, cellular component: cytoplasm.
CUUGUGCUUGCUUCUCCGUCGUUGCUGGUAUUUUCCCCCCUGCUACAUUGAUCCCAUUGAAGGCGACUAGACCACCCAGCUGUCGAGGCUAUUCAACAACAACCUUCCUGAUACAGCCACAAUAAAAGGUCCCCCCUCAUUCGCCCUAGCCAGCCAGCACCUGUUCCAACGCAACAUUCCCUUCAGGCACUGCAGCUCCACUAGCAACCAAGGCUACUUGACCUAGGUUGUCAAAGUCAAGCAUCCCCUCAGCGCUUAUCUCUGGGAUAACCUGGACCCUGACUUUUGCCUCUUGUUUUCAUUUUUAUAGUCGAGCCUCCCUUUGCCUUCACCCGCUCGUCGCAAGAAAGCAGAACAGAGGCCCAAAACUCGUGCGGCGAUUUUCAAUCGUCGUCGUCGUUUCUGCCUGCCUAGCUGCAGAAUCUCAAGGUCUAAGCUGCAGCUAUCCGAUACCAUCGUCCCCCGCGCCUCGACGUCGGCGACCUCCGACUCAAAAUGGCCGACGACCACAGCGGCACGGAAUCUCAUGUGACUGUCCAACGGCGAACUCACUACUCACCACCAUGGGCAGAUGUUAGCAUCAUUGGCAUUGCCGGCAGCUCGGGCUCGGGAAAGUCUACUCUGUCGCAUGCUAUUGUGAGAAAGUUGAAUCUGCCCUGGGUGGUGAUUUUGUCCAUGGACUCUUUCUACAACCCCCUAACUCCCGAGGAAUCCAAGAAGGCUUUUGCCAAUGACUUCGACUUCGAUGCGCCUGAUGCCAUCGACUUCAAUGUUCUCGUUCAAUGUCUUCGAGACCUCAAGGCCGGCAAACGGGCCGAGAUCCCCGUGUACUCCUUUGCCAAGCAUCAACGACUGGACCAAACCACAACCAUCUACUCGCCUCACGUCAUCAUCUUGGAAGGCAUCUUUGCCCUCCACGACCCUCGCAUCAUAGAUCUUUUGGACAUGAGGAUAUUCUGUGAAGCGGAUGCCGAUACGUGUCUGUCUCGAAGAGUGUUAAGAGACGUCAAGGAGCGCGCCCGAGAUGUCGAAGGAAUCAUGAAGCAAUGGUUCAAAUUUGUGAAACCCAACUUCGAAAAGUUCGUUGAGCCUCAACGCAAAGUGGCAGACAUCAUCGUGCCCAGAGGUAUCGAAAACCAUGUCGCGAUGGCCAUGGUUGUUCAGUACAUCGAGCGAAAGUUGAUCGAAAAGUCAACGCACCACCGGGCGGCAUUGACGCAGCUGGAGCUCGCUGCUGCCAGCGACCCUCUGUCUGACAGAGUCGUGAUCUUGGACCAGACAACGCAACUCAGAGGCAUGUGCACAAUCAUCCAGGACAUCGACACGUCGGCGGAAGACUUCAUCUUUUACUUUGACCGCCUCGCUUGCUUGUUGAUUGAGCAGGCGCUUAACAAUGUGCAGUUCAGGGAGAAGACCGUUUCCACGCCCCAAGGCUACAAGUAUAAUGGUCUUCAGGCUACAGGCGAUGUGAGUGCGGUGCUUGUUCUCCGAGGCGGUGCUGCCUUUGAGACUGCCCUGAAGAGAGUUGUUCCCGAUAUGAGAACCGGCCGAGUCCUCAUCCAGUCCAACGUACGGACGGGAGAGCCCGAGCUGCAUUACCUUAAGCUUCCGGACAACAUUGACGACCACGAGUCGGUGUUGUUGAUUGACACCCAGAUGGCGAGCGGAGGUGCCGCACUUAUGGCUGUGCAGGUUCUCGUCGACCACGGCGUUGCCCAGGAGAAGAUUGUGCUGGCUUGCUAUGCCGCCGGGAGACUUGGUGUUCACCGGCUUGCCAAGGUUUUCCCUGGUAUCACCAUCGUUCUCUGCAACAUGCUUGCCGAUAUCGAAGAUCGCUGGGUCGAGAAGAAGUACUUCCGAUGCUAGUUUAGUAGCCGUCUUUGAGAAAGGUGUGCCAUCGCAUUUCACCUGCGACGAGCAGGUGAUGUAUAUAGCAACAGUAAAGACAAUCAGUACAACAAACUAGGAACAGCAGUGCCAGGAUACACCAUGGCAUCUGCCUUGGAUCUCAACACGGUGCGAGCUUGGCUUGAGUUGAAAACAACCUUGACAUCGUGAGCCAGGCUGCAUCCGCCACUUCCUAUACUUCCAGUCC